Marchantia polymorpha subsp. ruderalis is the source of this 1419-nucleotide messenger RNA. The record is from the annotation of a GenBank genome assembly. Lineage: Eukaryota; Viridiplantae; Streptophyta; Marchantiopsida; Marchantiales; Marchantiaceae.
AUGGUUGACAAGUACGAAUCUGGUAGUGGAACUGACGAUGAUCAUCCUGCGGAGAUUUUCCAUAAACAGCCGCUACAAGCGCAAGGUGCUCGUGGACCUGUUGGAAAGAGAUCUGCAAGGGGAAGAACUUCUGAGCCUCUCCCAGUCAUGGAAGAUACAGACCUAGCAAUGCUUGAACUGGAAGCGUAUACUGCAGUGCUCCGGGCUUUUGGAGCUCAACCAACAGCUCUCACCUGGUCAAAGGAGAGGAUUAUGUGCGAUCUGAGGAAGGAACUCAGAAUUUCGGAGGAACAGCAUCGACAGCUCGCAAAAGAGCUAGAAGCCCGGCAAUUGCAAGGGUCGUUGGAUAUUUCUCCAUCAGCUACAAUAUCUGAUAUGCACCUUGCCAUCAAUUCGCUUCGUCCUGCCUCAAGCACAGGUAUCCCUCACCUUCGGACGAAGUCCAACAUUUCGCAUGUGCUUGGACCUCAAGCCUCUGAUGUUGUGGCUCCUCACCAAAAGCUGCUGUCACAACCUUCACUGGAAACUGCACGCUCACAAACGGGAGGCCGAGGCAAAAAUCUUCGACUUAUGACGCCACCAAGCAAUCUGCAAAGACGAUGUUCUCUCUCGAGCGGCAAUCCGACCACACGAUUGAUGUCAGGUGGAACCUCCUCCUCAAAAUCGCAUCUCAAGUUGGAAGACCGAAACGAAGGUCCAAAUCUUCAAUUGUGGCAAAACUUUCAAAAGGUCUCAACUCAUUUCAAAGGACCCGACAAACCUUCCAUGGGCCAAAAGGUCCAAAGGUGGUGGCCAGACGAGAAGAAGUUCUACGACGCUGUAAUCGUGGAGUAUGAUGAAGAGUCAGGGAAGCAUGCACUCGCUUACGACAUGAGAACUCCUCAACAAAGCAUUGAGUGGGUGGAUCUCAAGGCCAUACCCAGAUUUGUGAGAUAUGUUGAAGAACCGCCAGUAUCCAUCCUCGGCGUAAACCUAAAAUCUCCCAUACCGCGUGGCCGUGGAAGAGGCAGAACGAAGGUGAUUUCUGGUCAUGGAAGGGCCAAAUGGUUAAUGAGAACUCCUGCCAGUGGACUUGGAAUUGGAAGAGAGGAUUCAUUAUCAGAAGGUAACGCCAGGAAGAAGGAUGCAACGGUCGAUAUAAAUGUCAGAAAGGGUCGAGUAAUUGCAACCGAGGGCUCUCCACAUGGUGAACCUGCCGGUGAAGCAGUUACGGUGCAAGUCCCAAUUACUGAUGAUCUUUUCGAAGAAGCUGCAAGUCUGGACGAAAUUGUGGAUCCGGAGAGAUUGGCAUUCAUGAAGCAGAAAGUGAACAAAAUCACAAAAGCUCUUAGAACCGCGUUGCGUGAUCUUGGGGAGUCUUCCUCCGAGGACGAAGAUCAUCCCGACAGACAGGAAGAAGCCUAUACAGAAGACAACUGA